CGAUUUAUAACAGUUAUUCUAGACAGCUAAUUCUUGCUUAUCUGCAAUGGAUCCUGGCUUGUGCAAAUUCCGUCAGCUACGUUAUUAUUACGACGUGGCAGAAGAAAAGUGCAAGGAAUUCUACUAUUCAGGCUGUUUUGGAAAUGAAAACAAUUUUGUGACAAAGCCGGCAUGCGAAGCAAAAUGCAACGGUGUUUGCGCCACUCAUGGAGCAGACAUGACCGCAGAAGAUUGCUGUAAAAACAGUCUGAAAGAUCAGUGCAAAGGCGAGCCAGUAUUAGAUAUCGAUUUUUCUGACCAAGAAACAAAGCAAGGCAAAGUUGUCGUCGGUCUUAAAUUACAAACAAAGAAUUUGCAAUGUCAACGAGUAUCGAGAUAUAGGAACGCCGACACACUUUCACUGUCGACUGUUGAAAGCACGGUGGACGGAUGCAAUAUGAGAUGUCCUCAUUUUAACUCAGGAACAAAGUAUCUAGUUGUUGUGAAAGGUGCCACAAUCAAUCAAUAUAUAUAUAUAUAUAUUAUAUAUGCCUUCUUAUCAGUAAUAGGAAGUGAUAUUCAGUCAGUAACAGAAGUGAUACAACUUUGUGCCGGACAACUAGGAGGUGGGGUUUGUACUGAAUCUCAACCGACACCUCCUCCUGGAAAUGAGUGUAGAGCCACUGCAUAUCAAUAUUAUUACAAUACUGCAACAUCAGAGUGCGAAAGGUAUACUCACGGACCGUUCUACGAAGGACACAACAGUUUCUUUACAUUGGACGAUUGUAAAGACCAUUGCGUCAAAACUAAUUCUUGCUUAUCUGCAAUGGAUCCUGGCUUGUGCAAAUUCCGUCAGCUACGUUAUUAUUACAACGUGACAGAAGAAAAGUGA
Messenger RNA from Corticium candelabrum, 871 nucleotides. Its product is annotated as papilin-like. The record is from RefSeq and is a predicted model, not a curated record. Gene Ontology annotation, molecular function: serine-type endopeptidase inhibitor activity. Lineage: Eukaryota; Metazoa; Porifera; Homoscleromorpha; Homosclerophorida; Plakinidae. The transcript has 7 exons. The coding region runs from base 47 to 871 and encodes 274 amino acids.